GAUAGCAGGCUUUAAGGAGGAAGGGACGAGGGACAUGUGGAUAGCAGGCUUUAAGGAGGAAGGGACGAGGGACAUGUGGAUAGCAGGCUUUAAGGAGGAAGGGACGAGGGACAUGUGGAUAGCAGGCUUUAAGGAGGAAGGGACGAGGGACAUGUGGAUAGCAGGCUUUAAGGAGGAAGGGACGAGGGACAUGUGGAUAGCAGGCUUUAAGGAGGAAGGGACGAGGGACAUGUGGAUAGCAGGCUUUAAGGAGGAAGGGACGAGGGACAUGUGGAUAGCAGGCUUUAAGGAGGAAGGGACGAGGGACAUGUGGAUAGCAGGCUUUAAGGAGGAAGGGACGAGGGACAUGUGGAUAGCAGGCUUUAAGGAGGAAGGGACGAGGGACAUGUGGAUAGCAGGCUUUAAGGAGGAAGGGACGAGGGACAUGUGGAUAGCAGGCUUUAAGGAGGAAGGGACGAGGGACAUGUGGAUAGCAGGCUUUAAGGAGGAAGGGACGAGGGACAUGUGGAUAGCAGGCUUUAAGGAGGAAGGGACGAGGGACAUGUGGAUAGCAGGCUUUAAGGAGGAAGGGACGAGGGACAUGUGGAUAGCAGGCUUUAAGGAGGAAGGGACGAGGGACAUGUGGAUAGCAGGCUUUAAGGAGGAAGGGACGAGGGACAUGUGGAUAGCAGGCUUUAAGGAGGAAGGGACGAGGGACAUGUGGAUAGCAGGCUUUAAGGAGGAAGGGACGAGGGACAUGUGGAUAGCAGGCUUUAAGGAGGAAGGGACGAGGGACAUGUGGAUAGCAGGCUUUAAGGAGGAAGGGACGAGGGACAUGUGGAUAGCAGGCUUUAAGGAGGAAGGGACGAGGGACAUGUGGAUAGCAGGCUUUAAGGAGGAAGGGACGAGGGACAUGUGGAUAGCAGGCUUUAAGGAGGAAGGGACGAGGGACAUGUGGAUAGCAGGCUUUAAGGAGGAAGGGACGAGGGACAUGUGGAUAGCAGGCUUUAAGGAGGAAGGGACGAGGGACAUGUGGAUAGCAGGCUUUAAGGAGGAAGGGACGAGGGACAUGUGAAUAGCAGGCUUUAAGGAGGAAGGGACGAGGGACAUGUGGAUAGCAGGCUUUGAGGAAGGGACGAGGGACAUGUGGAUAGCAGGCUUUGAGGAAGGGACGAGGGACAUGUGGAUAGCAGGCUUUGAGGAGAAAGGAACGAAGGACAUGUGGAUAGCUGCCAGACAUAAAAAUGUAGGGUCAGUUUAUCCUAUUAAAUCGUAAUGAAUUGAUCCCAUCAAUAGUAAUCAGUUGGCGGACGUACCCAUGUCCCUGUCCCCUAAGGAUGCCUGCCAGUCAACAGAAGGGUGGCUUCUAGCUGUGGUCUAUAUUAGGGAGAGUGUAAAGACUGAGCACCACAUGUCCCAGGAGAAGAUGUCAAUUUCCAUCAAUAAUAAGGACUGUACGCAGAAACCAAACCCUGUUCCUGUCUUGACUACAGCACCCCCCUCCUAUCCUCAGACAGACUGAAGGGUGAAUGGCAAAGCACAAAACCUCCCAUUUGAAGGCUCUGUUAAAGAACCACCAAACUACUCCCAUGACAUGACGUCCAAUCACUAACAAGCACCUUGAAGAGAGUACCACACCUCUGUUCCGGUAUCACCUAGUC
This is a messenger RNA of Salvelinus namaycush (lake trout), 1640 nucleotides long. Its product is annotated as pol-RFamide neuropeptides-like. NCBI's taxonomy places the organism in Eukaryota, Metazoa, Chordata, Actinopteri, Salmoniformes, Salmonidae. The record is from RefSeq and is a predicted model, not a curated record. The transcript is spliced from 3 exons. The coding region runs from base 35 to 1054 and encodes 339 amino acids.